CAUGGAUGUGAUACCGCGUGCUGUCUGUCACCUUCUGUCAAUUUGUCUCGAAGUCCGACUCGAAAUGUCAGUCGGUCACUGGAUAAAGUACGAUUUGAACGUGUGUUAACAUAUCCGGCGGCGUACAAGCAAUUUGCAUGAAAUCGCGUUUAGUCAAUUGCAUAUUAUCUUAUUACAGUCGUUAGGUCCGUGUAUGAGCAUCGGGGAUAUGUGUGAUCACAGCAGGACACUGUGAUCGUCGUCUGUUAUUUAAAAAAAAAAAUUACGUCCGCGCGCUAUCUUUGUGGAUUGUUUUGAUUAAAAUUGUUUUGUUUUGUGUGUUAUAACGGAGAAACUGUUGUUUCGAAGAUGAAAGACAUACAAAAUAAAGAAGAAACAUCCGAUGAUGAAGCCGGGUUGGGGUACCAGAAUACGUUGAUGUAUGGUCGCUACCAACGCGACCUCAGUGAAGCGGCCAGAGAAGAAGCUAGAAGGUUACGGAGACUGAGAAAGAAAAGACGGAAAGACGACAAACUUCGGCAGAAGGAGUUAGAGGCGACGGGGAAACAUCGUCCCAGGGGAAAAUUUUUCAAAGUUCUAGGGUAUGUCUGGCGGCAUACAUUCGCACGCCUCGGCGAGGACUGGAUCUUCCUGGCAUUGCUGGGCAUCAUCAUGGCGUGCAUCAAUUACGCCAUGGACCGGGGGAUAGGCAUCUGUAAUAAUGCUCGCAUGUGGAUGUACAAGGACGUAGCGACAUCGACGUUCAGCCAGUAUGUGGCGUGGGUGUCGCUGCCCAUCUGCCUCAUACUGUUCGCCGCUGGCUUCGUGCACAUCGUCGCUGCACAGAGCAUAGGGUCGGGCAUUCCAGAAAUGAAGACGAUAUUAAGGGGGGUACAUCUAAAAGAAUACCUCACGUUCAGAGCGCUCAUAUCGAAAAUAGUAGGAUUGACAGCUACGCUUGGUUCAGGGCUGCCAUUAGGAAAAGAGGGCCCGUCUGUACACAUAGCGUCCAUGGUGGCCGCUUUGCUGUCGAAGUUGGUGACCACUUUCCAAGGUAUCUACACGAACGAGUCCCGCACCAGUGAGAUGCUGGCCGCCGCCUGCGCCGUCGGUGUAGCGUCGUGCUUCGCGGCUCCUGUCGGAGGCGUGUUGUUCUCCAUCGAAGUAACAACCACAUACUUCGCCGUGAGGAAUUACUGGCGCGGCUUCUUCGCGGCGUGCUGCAGUGCUAUCAUGUUCCGCUUACUAUCGGUAUGGUCAGGCGCAACGCCAACUGUGAAGCCUCUGUUCCCCACCAGCCUCCCGCAGGAUUUCCCCUUCGACCCGCAGGAGUUCGCCGUCUUCGUACUACUAGGUAUAGUGUGCGGCUUCAUGGCCGCGCUCUGGGUGUGGAUCCACCGGCAGUACGUGCUCUUCAUGAGGAACACCAAGACGCUCAGCAACUUCCUGCAGAAGAACCGGUUCAUCUACCCUGGGUUUAUGACGCUGGCGGUGAUGUCCAUCCUAUUCCCGCCCGGCAUCGGCAAGUACAUGGCUGCGGACCUUGGCAACCAGGGGCAGGUGCUGUCACUGUUCGCGAACUUCACGUGGGGCGACGAGCUGACGGCGCAGCAGGCGGCCAUCGUGUCGCACUGGGAGACGCCCGAGGUCAACUACUUCGGAUGCCUCAUCAUAUACUUCUUCUCCAUUUACUUCCUGAGCAUGGUGUCGUGCACGCUCCCCGUGCCGGCGGGCAUCUUCGUGCCGGCAUUCAAGAUGGGCGCCUCCCUGGGCCGCUUUACCGGGGAGGUCAUGCACUACUUCUGCCCGCUGGGUGUCGCCUACGGAGGCCAUAUACAGAAAAUAUUGCCCGGUGGGUACGCGGUGGUGGGCGCAGCCGCGUUCACGGGCGCCGUCACCCACACGGUGUCCACCAUCGUCAUCGUCAGCGAGAUGUGCGGACAGGUGACCCACUUGCUACCAAUAAUGGCGGCAGUGCUUGCUGCCAACGCCGUCGCCGCGCUGCUCCAACCUUCCUGCUUCGACAGCAUCAUACUCAUCAAGAAGUUGCCAUACUUACCUGAUCUGCUCUCAUCCGCCAGCCGUAUGUACGACAUAUGCGUGGAGGACUUCAUGGUGCGGGACGUGAAGUACAUUUGGAACAGGAUGACCUUCCAGCAACUGAAGGACCUGCUCAAGGAGAAUAAGACAAUAAAGAGCUUCCCAUUAGUGGACAGUCCAGCGUCCAUGGUAUUGCUGGGGUCCAUACACAGAUGGGAGCUGGUGAGGGUGAUAGAACGCCAAGUGGGUCGCGACAGGCGGCUCCAGAUCGCAGCCCAGUGGCACCGCGAGGCGGAGAUGAGGAGGCGAGACGAGGAGAGGAGGAGGGUCAGGAGACCUUCAAGAUUUGAGGUAACUCCAGCACCUGAUAUGCUGCAAGCAUCAGGCGGAAUGACAAGAGGCAGCUCGUUAACUACGAAAGACCAAGGUGGACUGCUACCAUCGCCAGGGCACCUGUUCCGGCCUAAGUCGAUCCUGAAGAAGACUAAUUCGUUCACGCUGACCCGGGGCCUGGGUUCCCCCGCCACCCCCUACACGCCCACCUCCCCGCAGCCCUCCGUCUACACCACCGUCACCGGCGCCGAGACCAGGAUCCGUGCAGCGUUCGAGGCGAUUUUCAAGCGCUCGUCGAUGCUGCAGGACGUGCACGACGGACACGCGGCCGAGGGGGGACUAGCCUCCCCGGGCGUCCCGCGGAGCCCCUCCAUCAACAAGAAAGUGCAGCUGCCCCGCGAGCGCGUAUGCGACAUGUCUCCGGAGGACCAAAAGGCUUGGGAGCAGCUCGAGAUGGCCAAGGACAUCGACUUCGACAGGAUGCUGCAGAUCGCCAGGAAGAGGGACAUGCACCCCGAGGACCCGGAGUACGAUGAUGAGAACCUGUACAUAUGCCACAUCGACCCGGCUCCCUUCCAACUGGUCGAGAGGACGUCGCUGCUCAAAGUCCAUUCGCUGUUCUCCACGCUGGGCGUGAGCCGGGCGUAUGUGACUGCCAUCGGACGGCUCAUCGGAGUCGUCUCGCUCAAGGAGCUCCGGAAAGCAAUAGAAGACGUGAACUCAGGCGUAUUAACGUUGGCGACGCGACCUGAGCCGCCCACCACCCCGCCGCCCGCCGUCAUCAAAGUGGCGAGCAGCGAGCCGGCGCCACCCACCGACAGCGAGACCGCCAAACUGACCACCGGCGACAAGUGAAGCGAUCCAACGUAAUUAUAGUGAUUUCUCUUAUACACAUACCCAAAUCGGGCGGCUAUAUCCGCGCGGAAACCGUUGUUCCCGCGGGAAACAAUCCCGUUCCCGUGGGAAACUGCAAAAAAUCCCACUCUAACCAUGGCAUACGACAUGUAGACAAACAAACAGAUACAUGCUCUUCAUAGUUCUUAUAAAAAAAAAAAAUUAAAAGAAAAAACUUAGUAGAAACAAUAUUUACAAGAAAUAGUUUGCAAAGGAAUAAGUAACGGGCGACUUUACGAAGUAGUUUAGUUAGUAAGAAAUAAUGAGAGUCGCGUCUAGACGACUAUUUUGUGUAUAAAUAUUAGAAGUUACGAUGAAAUAUUGACUCGAAACUGAGUCGCUAAAGACAAAUUCAAAAUAAAACAUAUUUUAAAAACAUAAACGGGACUUAACGCGAUGUAAAAGCCUUUAUAGGUAAAUAAUACCUAUAUACUUGCUUCUUUAUUGCCUUAGAACAUGUCAAAAUAAAAUAACUGUAAAUAGUUUAAACACUACAUUCCACAUUUUUUUAUAUAUUUUUUCUUAUACAACUUAGAAUGGCAAACAAGCUGACGGCCCACCUGAUGGAAAUUGGUAACCGUCGCCUAUAGACAUGAGCAGUACCAUGGACAUAACAGAGUAUACUGUUUCGCCCAUGAUACCCCCAUGCGUUGCCAUUCCUGAGGACUCAGGUGUUAUUCCUCUGUACCCUGUAAAUUCACGCCAUAUCGCACCCUUCAAACCGAAAUACAGCCAUGCAAACACAACUGCUUCACGGUAGAAACACAAAUGGGACAGAGGUACUCAAGCAAUCGAGUUUUGUACAAAGUCUCCCUCUGAUGACUACCUUGUCCCCGGUGAGCCCUACAUUCGUAGACAUGUUCUUAAUGAAUGUCAUGAAAUUUUUGAGUGCGGACAGAUUGUAUGUAAACUAAUGUAAAAUCGUGUACCUUAGAUAUGUUUGUAUGCGUUGAAGAAAUAGUGAGCUUGUCGCUAAUUUAUUAUUAUAACAGAAUUGUUGUUGUGAAAUUUGACAUGGUGCUGAGACAACAGAGAUGUUAGAGGCGUACGUCAUAGGCUCCUUGUCAAGUCACUGGUCAUCGGUCAUAAUAUAGUAUUUAUUUAUUUAUUUAACUCUUUAUUGCACCAUAAAUAAAAAUAUACAACGACAAUUGAAUAAUUCAAGUGAAAUACAGUAACAUAAAUACAGAUUGAAAUAUACACAUAAAGGUACAAAAGGCGGUCUUAUCGCUAGUGCAAUCUCUUACAGACAACCUUUGGUUAAAGGAGAACAGAUACAAGUGGGUAGGUGGCGCAAGAGUGAAUUAAUAAUUUUUCGUGCAUAAAGUACAAAAACCUGUAAUGCACAAAAAUAUCAAAUACAUAUAAUUUAUUAAACUACUUACUGUAACAAUAUAUGUCUAGUGUCAAUGGAACUUAAUGAAAA
Galleria mellonella (greater wax moth) is the source of this 4672-nucleotide messenger RNA. RefSeq names its product chloride channel protein 2 (gene ClC-a). Gene Ontology annotation, cellular component: membrane. The coding region runs from base 349 to 3207 and encodes 952 amino acids. NCBI's taxonomy places the organism in Eukaryota, Metazoa, Arthropoda, Insecta, Lepidoptera, Pyralidae. Gene Ontology annotation, molecular function: voltage-gated chloride channel activity. The record is from RefSeq and is a predicted model, not a curated record. Gene Ontology annotation, biological process: transmembrane transport; chloride transport. The transcript has 23 exons.